CUAAUCCCUCUCUCUUUCAUCUGGAUCGAGAUUAAUUAAAAUAUUAUUAUCCAAAUUUACCCCAUUUUUCUUCACAGAUUGAUCCAACAAAACUGUUUUUUCUUUCUUCUUCUUCUUUAUCUUUCUUGCAUUAUAUAUGUUCUGACCUCCCCUAGCUAGCUAGCUACAAAUAGCACUGCAAAACUCCUUUUCUUUUCAAUCCAUCUCCUGCAAAUCAUGGGGCACUCAUGACAUUAUAAUUAUCACUACAUAUCUUCUUCCUCCUCCACAAUUCCCUUUUCAUCGAUCUUAAUGGGAACCCUAUCAAACUGGCCCGAUCUCUCUCUUCAUAUCAGUCCUCCAUCUCCUCAACAUCUCAACGAAAUCAACGGUGGUGGUGGUUUCGAUCAUGGUUUCUUAAAACCCUCCACUUUCAGCGACCGGAGCUCCAUGACGGAGUCCGGUAGUAGUGUAGGGAGUGACUCCGCCAGUCAUGAUCAAUAUCAAAACGGGAUAAGUCUCUUUCAACCCCCUGAAGGGUAUUUUGGACAUUUCAACAUACCCAUCGAUCCGAGGCUGAGUUUAGCCCCGAACCCUCCGAGAAAUUUUCAUCAUCAGAGCGGUUUUCAGUUUAAGAGAAGCUCGAGAGUUGUUAGGCGGAGCGCUAGGGCUCCGAGAAUGAGAUGGACUUCGACUCUUCAUGCGCAUUUUGUACACGCGGUUCAACUCCUUGGAGGCCAUGAAAGAGCAACCCCGAAAUCAGUUCUAGAACUAAUGAAUGUGAAGGAUCUAACCCUAGCUCAUGUCAAAAGCCACUUACAGAUGUAUAGAACUGUAAAAAGCACUGACAAGGCAAGCUCAGUGACAGAUAAGGGUUUGGGCCAAAGGACAGAGAUGGUUGAAGUGGAGGCAGCAGGAUUGUCUAGUGAGAAAGCUGAAGCCAUUCCUUCUUCUUCUAUUAAACCAUCACCACUUCCAUUUUCUCACAAGGAAAAUCAAAAUGGUGAAUUUUGGAACACAAAAAAAUAUCCCAUGGUGGACGAAAAUGAAAUAGCAAAUAAUGACGAGUACAAUGGUAUUAAUGAAAUUGAAGUUUGUCCGGUAGUAUCGGGCAAGGACUUAAUAGUAGAUCUGGAAUUCAGUUUGGGGAGACCGAGUUGGAGAAUGGUGGAGUCGAAUGGGUCUUCGAAUGAGUUGAUUCUUCGAUCUUAAGAGUAACUAUUUUAUUAGCGAUAAACAUAUAGCUAGCUAGCUAAUUAACUAGCUUGUGAUAAUUAAUUUAUUAACUUGAGAAUUAGUAAUCAAUUAAUUAAUUAAUCAUAGUAAGCAUGCUUUCAUAUAUGCAAUGGCAAGAUU
Impatiens glandulifera is the source of this 1335-nucleotide messenger RNA. RefSeq names its product probable transcription factor KAN4. The record is from RefSeq and is a predicted model, not a curated record. Gene Ontology annotation, cellular component: nucleus. Gene Ontology annotation, molecular function: transcription cis-regulatory region binding. Gene Ontology annotation, biological process: regulation of DNA-templated transcription; abaxial cell fate specification. Lineage: Eukaryota; Viridiplantae; Streptophyta; Magnoliopsida; Ericales; Balsaminaceae. Bases 292 to 1191 code for a protein of 299 amino acids. The transcript is spliced from 6 exons.